UGAAUAGAUAGAUGAGUAGAAAAACCAAGCCCGGGCACACAUUCAUUUCACACACACAUGCACACACACACUGACACGCACACAUGGACACAGAUGGAAUUUCAUGCUGCUCAGGGUUUUGAAUUUUUUUCCUGUGCAGUAAUGGAAGCACCAUCAAUCAUAUCAAUCAACACCAGUCACUCUGUGGUUUGCUCAGAGCACACACACACAGGCCAGACACAGCUAAACCACUCACUUACAUACCUGAAAAGAAUUAUAGCAAUCUUUAUUCAUAUAACUCGAAUCAUACAGCACAUCUGAACCACUGACCUGUGGCUGCACUCUGCUUUUAAAAAGUCAGGCAGCAACAAAUCCAGAGGACAAUUUUCUCAGUGAGGAUCAGUAAAGUGCAGUUUAACAGAACAUAACAACAGGUGCUUUUGAAACUCGUCUGUUUUAUCAUCACAUGAACAGAAACGUUCAAAUGCUAAGUUAGGAUCAUAGGGUGAGUUAUGUGCUACACCAGCCGGGCUCAGAGACUGCCCUGUCUUGUCAGCACUUGGCUGCACAGAAGUGCUGAGUAGACAGGCGAUCUGUUGUUCAGUCACAAUAUAGUUACACUAUCUAACUCCCCCUAAAACAAAUACGUGAUACAACAACACAAGAGUGAAAUUUUUAUCCAUGCUAGAAGUAUGGCUCUAGAGUGGGCACAGAGUCUGAUUAUCCCCAGGCUUUUCCACCAUAGGAAUGAUUUACUAUGAAAUUUGAUAUUCACAGUUGUUAACAGAUAAAUUCUAAUACUUGGUGCCUCAAAGCUUCCAUGUAUUCAGUGAAAUAUCUCAACAUCUACAAAUUGUCAAAACAUUGUUUAAUGACUUUGGUGAUCCCCUAACAUGUCCUCUUGCACCACUGUCAGGUUGAGAGUUGUGGGUUUUAUUGAACAAUCUUGACUAAUGAAUUAUAAUAACUUUGGACCUGACCACCACCAUCGGGUCAAACUGUCAAUGUGAAUGAUCCACAUUACUUGGGAAACUGGCUGGAGCUAAUCCCAGCUGACACUGGGCAACAGUUUAGACAAUUUAGAGUCACCAGUUAACCUAAAUAUCUUUGGACUGUGGGCCUGGAACCCAGAACCUUUUUGCUGUGAGGCAACAGUGCUAACCAUCGCACCACUGUGAUAAAAUAUGUUUUUGAAAUUCUAUUUAUUCAUCAUGGGGUGUACUUUACAAAUCUCAAAACUACACCAAACUAUACAAAACUAUGUAGUUGUAAAUGAAAGAGACCAUUGAGUAUAAUGUGCGAAAUGUGGGAUUCAGCAUUUUUUGAGUUGGACUCAUACAAGGAAAUCCAAAUUCAGGAUAUUUUGACCUGUGCUACUUUGAUUUUUGCUCUUUUACACAAAAAUGAGCGUUUCUGACUGAUGUACAAACAAUAUAACUGGGAAAAAAUGGCGGACCACACUGUGCCAGACCUUUUCCGCUCCAAAAAGAAAGCAGUUGAUUAUAUUAUAUUGUCACUAUCCCUCAUUCUCUUCAUCCUGGGGUGUUCCCUGCUUCCCUUCUCACUCCCCAAAGACACACGUUACUCCUCUUUCCUCUUACAUGUCGCUCUAUCUUCUCACAUCAUUCAAACCUUUCCUCUCACUGACCCUCCUACACCAGCUCACCAUUCCACCUCUGAAUCAGCAGUCUGGUGUAAUUGGAGACACUGAAGCCAUGACUUGUGACCCAGUAAUUCCUACCAUCUUGUAGAAGAGGGCUAUCCCUGGAUGUUCCCCCCAAUUCACGGACUGAAAUGAAAUAUUACAAUUAGCUAAAUAUAGUUUUAACCAUAUAGGAAUUCAAAAGGAGUAUGCCCAGUGUGUUAUACAUGUUAUUAACCUGUUUGUUCUAUAUACUGCGACAAGAUCUGUUGUUUAUGUUGAUGCUUUUCAUUUGGGCGUGAACUAUUUCUUUAGGCAUGCAUUUCUGACAGAUUGGGUGGGGGGGUAAUAGAGAUUCCUCACACUGGUUCGGUGUGUCUGUGUGACACAAGGAGAGGGGGUAAUGUUGUAUGUGUGUGUAUGCGAAAUGCCAGAGAGGGAGGAGGGAAAAAGAGAGGGAGCAAGGUCAGAACACUUCGAAGUGCGCUGGCUGCACACGGCGCGGCUUUCAGCGCACAAAAAUUCACAGUUCAGCUCCCUCGUUGCAACUUUGUAGAGGGUGGAGGCAGUUUGUUUUGAAGGUGUCACAUUUUGGGCGAUACAGCUCUUUUUCAUUCUUCGAGCUUUUAUCUUUCCAUUCCUUGUUUCAUCCCUCAUUUGAGUCUGUAAUCACUGGAUCGUCAAGGGUGAUGAUCCAGGUUUCAAGAGCAGUCCAGAGAUGCUGAAGACAAACAAAAAGAGGCGAGCUCAGAGGACCAGCACUAACCUCACAAAAGCAGCUCUUAGCCUCGCUGUGCACACAGACAGUAAUUCGCACCUUGCUCCUACUCUUCAUUUGGAACCCAGUGCAACAUUAUCCGUUGCCAACAGCACCAGAGGGACCCAUUUCAUAUUUGGACCUGUGGCUGGUGCUGCUGCAGUGACAGCUCUCCAUUUGGCUCAGAUUGAGACUCAGGCCCAGAUUGCCCUCCAGCAGCUUGCCACUCUAGCGACCAUAACUGUUGGCAACCAGGGUCACAACAACAACGGGUUUGCAGUGGCAUUACCUCCUCACUUGGCCCUCCUGCGUCUUCUCAGUAGACAAGAGGUGUCAGCUGUUGGGUUUAACGUGGACACAAACAGCAAAAGCUACAGAACCACACAACUGUGUCUUCCUGCUGCCAUGUACCACCACCACUCCCAGCAACAGGGGCCACAGCCCUUUUCAAAUGGGUCCAGACCUCAUCAGCCACAUCCAAAUCAACAUCAGAAUCGUACUUCCUCUGAUAUGCUGUCACAGGUGAUGGGUUUCCAGUUUCCUCGUCCCACCCAGCUCCCUGAUGAGCUAGAAUCUGCCCUGGCUAUACGGGGUGCCAGGGACAUGGACCACCGCCUCAUUGACCACAUGAACCCACCGAACCAACAUCAGAACCAAGGUUCAGGUUCUGGGAUUAGUCAACAUGGAACCUACGGCUCUAACCCAAUAGCUCUCACCUCUGAUAAUCAGCCAGCCCACCAGCAAGGAGUAGACUGGUCAAGCUACCAAAUUCCAACUAAACUGUUUGCCAGUCCUCCACCUAGUUCCAGCCGCCAAUCACAACAACAGCAGGCGCCUCAACAGCAGCCGGAAAGCAACCACGCUGGAACAAGCGUCCCAACCUGGACUGCCCCCGUAAGUGACUCACAGGGGCCCCAAGCCCGGCACCAGCAUGAUGGUGGAAGUAGUGGCAGUGGGGAUGGUCAGGGUUUGUACACACCAGAGAGUGCAGGAAGUAUCCUGGCUAGUUUUGGACUUUCAAAUGAGGACUUGGAAGUGCUGAGUCACUAUCCUGAUGAUCAGCUAACCCCAGAUACUUUACCAUUCAUACUACGUGACAUCCAAAUCAACAAGUCAGGCAACCAGAAAUCUGUGGCUUCUGCUUCCUCAUCCUCAUUCUCGCGCAACAUACAUGAUAUGUCACUGCCGCCUCCCCGCUCUUCGCCAUUGGCACGUUCACGCUCCCCUGAAGUGCCUAGCCUUCUUACUGUUACACAGACAGCAGGUAAAGUCAUUGACUAUGGUCACGCCAGCCGGGUAAAGGACGAGAGUAGUACCAGAGAAACUUUCAAAAGAGAGCCACUCUCCAAUGAAAGGACAGUUAAAAUGUACCCAUCCUCGUCGUCAUCCUCGUCAGCCCCAAAAGUGGAUAAAGCUGAAAGGCAGCAGGUUCAUUUGGAACACACUGAACCGAGCAAGCAUGGAGACCGGGACUAUCGUAGGACAAGUAGCGACCAUCGCAAGAGCAAUCGGUCACCUGGGAGAGAAUUACCACCAUCAUCCAAAUCACGUAAUCUAGACCAAGACUACAGGCACGACAGACCCAAACCAAGGCCCUCAUCUGAAACCAGGAAUGAGGAUUCCUUGAGACGGUCUCUCUCCUCUUCGUCUGGCUCAAAACCACGCAGCAGCAAGAAGUUACCUACCCCCACCAUGAUAAGUGAUUUCUCAGCUGUGUCUCCAAAGGUGUAUCCCCAUACCUGCUCCCUGUGCCACAUACAGUGUGAUCAGGAAAAGGACUGGGUUGACCAUAUUAACACUGUCAACCACACUGCUACCUGCAGAGACCUGCGCAACAAGUACCCUGACUGGAAACCAGAUCUACCAAGUCGGAGCGGACGAUAUGGCAGCCGGGCUCUGUGGGAUCCCAAGGAUCACUCUCCAUCCCAUUCCGUGUCUCGAUCCCUCUCUGGUUCUCCUACCCCAAGUCCUCCUCACAACAGAAACAGGGUUGGCCCCCAUCCCCACAAGCCACAUGGGAAACUUUACCCUCCUCAACCUCACUAUGACCACUACACAGAACAUGGCCAUCGGUUGGAGCACCGUCACGCUGGCUCAUCCUCCAGAGAGCAUCGGCCUGAGAGGAGGGACAGGGAAUCAUCAGGGGGUUCCUCUCACAGUGGUGUGAAGCGCCCACACGAUGGUUCAGCCAAGUUCUCUGCUGACACAAGCCGACAUCCAUUCUACUCUAAGGCGGGUCAAAACUCCAAACAUGGACUAUCACAGUCCAACACCAAAACUUUCAAGAGUGGGACAAAGACUGGAACUAGGAUGACUAAGAUGACAAGUGCCAAGGCUGCUAACACAUCUGUCAAGCCUCCGCCAGCCAAGAGAAAGAAGAAAACAGCGACUCCAGCCUCUCAGGACUCGUCUAUUGCAGAUCGUCUGGUUUAUCUGACAGGCAUUCCAAAUGAUGCCUCAGAGCAAGAAGUUACCGACUUGGUCAGGUCCUUUGGCAAGAUCAACAAUGUGAUCCUUAUGCCAUGCUCCGAGGAAGAGAGCGAGAAGGGCGAGGGACAAAAGGCUUCUGUAUGCAUGGUGAAGGCUGAAGAUGCGCAGGCACUGGCUAAGUCCACAAAUCUCUCCAUCAGGGACCAGCAGAUCACUGCUUCAACAGCCAAGAAACCUGAAAGAGGGCAGUCUUCUGAUGCUAACAGCAGCAAACCUGCUUCAGGACAGGAGAAAAGUGCUGCUGGGGAAGACUCAGGAGGUGACACUGACCAGAGGACUUCUGAUGAGAAAGGCAUGGUGUUGAUCACAGGACUUCCUGAAAGCAGCUGGUCGGAGAGUGACAUCAUCAAGCUGAUCCAGCCCUUUGGAACUCCCCUUGACAUUAUCUCAGCUACACAAAUUGGAAAGGUACUUGUGUCAGUGCCAGACAUGGAGAUCGCUCAAGAGAUAGUGAAAGUCCACACCUUCAUCCCUGCAAAGAUUAAAGACUCUGAGCUGAAGAUUACCCAUGUCAAACGGCAUAUUGGCCUCAGCACACCGGUGGCUCUCUACAAUCUACUGAUGGGAUCAGUUGACCCAUUAGAGAGUUCUGUUCCUGUAGGCUGGAGCAGCCUCUUGGUGAUCAGAAAUGUUCCCAACACGCUGUCUGGCUCCUCUGAGGUCCAGAAACUGGUGCGGCGCUUUGGUACCGUCAUCAAGACCCUAGUACUCAAGAAUACGGUCAUUUGCGAGAUGGCAACUGCAGCCAUGGCCUUGUCUGUUUACAAACGCUUCCAGAUGUUUCCGUGCAUCAUCCAGAACAACCCGCUGUUCUUCUCCCGCAAGCCUGACCCCAAGGUCAGCACCCAGACAAAAGUCAUCACUGCAUACCUUGAUUCAUCUGAGGAUACACCUGCAAAUGGUAAGCGCAGCCAAACGGAAGCAGCUGCAGAUAAAGAGGAGACGGCACACAAAGAGAAGUCAGAAUCUCCUUUGGAGGGAAUGGAAAAAGAUUCUGUUGGGACAGAUGAGAGGAUGGAGAGCACAGAGAAGAUGGUUGAUGAAGACGACGCUUCAGGAGAAAACAGGAGCGAAGACGAGAUCAAAAAACUUCCAGGUGGUGUUUCGGACUCUUCAGGCUGUGGCGGAUGCGAAACCAGAAGCAGUGUUGGACGCAGACAUCAGGGAAACAUCAGCUGUUAAAACUGU
Messenger RNA from Lates calcarifer (barramundi perch), 6056 nucleotides. Its product is annotated as zinc finger protein 638. Gene Ontology annotation, molecular function: mRNA binding. The record is from RefSeq and is a predicted model, not a curated record. Gene Ontology annotation, cellular component: nucleus. Lineage: Eukaryota; Metazoa; Chordata; Actinopteri; Centropomidae. The transcript is spliced from 18 exons. Gene Ontology annotation, biological process: regulation of RNA splicing. Bases 2340 to 6050 code for a protein of 1236 amino acids.